Molecule: messenger RNA, 1615 nt
Organism: Magallana angulata
Lineage: Eukaryota; Metazoa; Mollusca; Bivalvia; Ostreida; Ostreidae
Product: sorting nexin-16-like
Exons: 9
Coding region: 124-1320 (398 amino acids)
Biological process (GO): protein targeting to lysosome; early endosome to late endosome transport; endosome to lysosome transport
Cellular component (GO): extrinsic component of endosome membrane; late endosome; early endosome
Molecular function (GO): phosphatidylinositol binding
Source: RefSeq, a predicted model, not a curated record
GACCCCGCUAUGAUAGGUGGCGCUGUGAGUGUUUACAAAAAUCAUGUGCCCAUGUAGUCAUGAUUUCUCUCACCUGUGGUAAUGAAACAGGUGUUAUAAUUACACAAGAGAAAAAAUGGCAAAAUGGAUGAAGAUGAAAUAAGGAGAAGUAUCCAGGAUUGUGCUAUUCCUGGAAAUUAUGAUCCAGCAGAGGUUGAAAGGUUGAGUUUAUAUGAAAAUGGGGUUAACACAGCAGAAAGCAAGUUCAGGGGUGUAGGCGACAACGAUGACAGUGGUCUCACAGAAACACCAAGCCGAACAUCUAGCAUAUCACAAGGCACCAUUGAUCGGAUUGACUCAGACCUAGAGUCCAUCACCUCCGCUUCACAGCUUACCUCCAAGAAGAGAGAUGGCAGUUGCAGCCCUCGGAAAGGCAGCGUCCGAUUCCAGACAGAUCUGGAGGACAGCCUCACUUGUUCCACAGAAACGCUCAAUCCGGAGAAUAUCAAGGUGCCUAUCCUUGGAUUUGAGACCAUGGAGGAGAGAUCCAAAUUUACUGUUUUUCGUUUGUGUGUCCAGAAGUCGGAACAUGAUGUGUGGCAUAUAUUUCGCCGCUACACAGAUUUUGUGCAGCUCAACGAUAGGUUGAGGAAGAGUUUUCCAAACAUCCGCUUAUCUCUGCCACCCAAGCGAUGGUUCAGGGACAACUUUGACAAGAAUUUCAUUGAGGACAGGCAGCUUGGUUUACAGGCUUUUGUUGACAACUGUGUGGGCCACAAAGACAUAUGUAAUAGUAUGCCAGUGCGAGAAUUCUUCUGUUUCGAUGACCCCCCAGGGCCUCAUGACAGCAUUGAAGAGAGCAGGGCUCUCUGUGAAUCACUAGAAGACACUGUGUACAGGCUGAGAAAGGACUUGGUGGAGAAGAAUUCUGAGAUUGAUCUCUUACAUGAUGAGCUGGCCCUCUACAAGAGACAAGUGGAGAUGCUUACGACUGCCUUGAGGAAACAUAAUGAAGCUAAAAAUUCCUCCGAAUCGCCCGUUUCUUCAACAUCAUUGGCUGAGUGUGACCUAUUGACCUGUACAGAGGCCGACCAAUCACAGCUUCAGACUCAAACUCCUAUGAUGGCUGCAGAAAAAGUUGAGAUCUCUACAAAGGUUGAGGGGGAAGUGUGCAGUCCUGAAGAAAAAAGAGUCAUAACAGGGGAGGAAAUUCAAGCUCAGGCAAAACCAGAGACUGCUGAGAAGUCAAGCUCAAGUCCCGAGGACAAAAUGACCAAGAAGAAGAAAAGGUCUUCUAUAUUUAAGUUCCGUAGCAAAGCCCAAGAAGCUGAAACUAACUAGCAUACAAUAGCUUGAAAAGGAUUGGAGAUAUGGCAUCUCUUUAUUAAUUGCUUGCUUGUUGUAGUUCAGUGCUUUUCCUAUGCCUGUUGUCAAUGAAAUUCUUGUCAAAGUUGUACCUGAGGUACAAUAAAAAAAAACCAACACCUUUUAUUUUUGUUACUACAUUUGUAUUUCAUGUAAUUUAAUAGUACAUAUAAAUGUAAUAUGAGCAAUGAAAUUGCAUCAUUUUAAUGUAGGUAUUGCUGCAUUACUUGGCAAGCUGUUAUGAUUCAUGAAAUAUUCCAAUAAAUACAAU